Heteronotia binoei (common prickly gecko) is the source of this 3452-nucleotide messenger RNA. RefSeq names its product transmembrane O-mannosyltransferase targeting cadherins 2 (gene TMTC2). Gene Ontology annotation, molecular function: mannosyltransferase activity; protein binding. The record is from RefSeq and is a predicted model, not a curated record. The transcript is spliced from 12 exons. Gene Ontology annotation, cellular component: endoplasmic reticulum membrane. Lineage: Eukaryota; Metazoa; Chordata; Lepidosauria; Squamata; Gekkonidae. Gene Ontology annotation, biological process: protein O-linked glycosylation via mannose. Bases 484 to 2991 code for a protein of 835 amino acids.
AUGGGAGCUUGGAGAGCCCCACGCGGGCGCUCUUAGAGUCUCGACAGUGGCGCUCUCAGUUCGGCUUGCGAAGGGGCCUCCGGGCAGUCAGGUUGUAGAAACGGAGCGAGACGCCCCGGUGUUGGGGACAGGGGUGCAGUUGAGCUCGCUCCAGCCGAGCGGCCUCGCGAGGUAGCGCGCUAGCAGCUCUCCGGUGCCAGCCGCGGCCAGUCAUGGGGUAAAGGGAGGGAGCAGAGCGGACGGAACAAUAAAAGCGGCUGCCGGCUCCUCCCGCCGCCGACUGACUGCUUGGCCGAGCUCGGGAAGGAAACAGAGCAGCUAUGCUGGGCGCUCGGAGGCGCUGACCAAGCGGGCGAGCGGUUGUGGCCGGGGAGCCAAAGUGGAGCGAGACGGCAGGAGGGGAGGUGCGCGGUGGAUGCUUUGCGCGGUUGGGGGGCGGCGGCAUAGGGAAGAGACGAGGGCGGCAGCAGUGGCGGAGGAGAGAUGAUCGCGGAGUUGGUGAGCGGCGCCCUGGGGCUCGUCCUGUAUCUUAAUACUCUCGGCGCGGAUUUCUGCUACGAUGACAGCCGAGCUAUCAAGACAAACCAGGAUCUUCUUCCAGAAACACCAUGGACUCAAAUAUUCUACAAUGACUUUUGGGGCACUCUUCUUACCCACAGUGGGAGCCAUAAAUCAUAUCGACCUCUUUGUACGCUUUCUUUUCGCCUCAACCAUGCUAUCGGAGCAAUGGAUCCUUGGAGUUAUCAUCUUGUAAAUGUCCUGUUACAUGCUGCGGUCACUGGUCUUUUUACAAGUUUUUCCCGAGUACUGUUUGGUGAUGGAUAUUGGACCUUAUUUGCUGGCCUGCUGUUUGCUUCUCAUCCCAUCCAUACUGAAGCAGUGGCAGGCAUAGUGGGAAGGGCUGAUAUUGGAGCUUGCCUUUUCUUCUUGCUUGCCCUAAUGAGUUACAUUAAACACUGCUGUGCAAGAAGUUAUUCAGAAAGAACGUGGGGCUGGCUCUUAAGUACAGGUGUGUGUGCUACCUGCAGCAUGCUGUGGAAGGAGCAAGGAGUCACAGUGCUAGCCGUUUCAGCAGUUUAUGAUGUCUUUGUGUUUCACAGGUUAAAAAUGUACCAGAUCAUUCCUGCUAUCUACAAGAGGAAGAAUUUACCGCUUCUUUUGAGCAUUGGUUUACUGAUCUUCUGGGGAACUUUGCUGCUAGGUUUUCGCUUCUACUGGAUGGGGAAUAAACCUCCCAGCUUUUCCAACUCCGACAACCCAGCAGCUGAUUCAGACACUUUUCUAACACGAACUCUGACUUUUUUUUACCUACCAACCAAAAACCUUUGGCUAUUGCUGUGCCCGGACACUCUUAGUUUUGAUUGGUCCAUGGAUGCUGUGCCUCUUCUCAAAACAGUCAGUGACUGGAGGAAUCUACACACAGUGGCCUUUUAUGCUGGACUUCUCCUUCUUGCUUACUCUGGUUUGAAAAGCUCCAGCAAAGAGAGGGAAAGCAAUGCGAAAAAUAUAACAAAUGGCAAGCCGAAUACCAAUGGUCAUAACUUUGUAUCAGAAAUGGAAUGCAAAAGCUUGGACAUGAAGUCCAGUUUUUUUUCUAAAGAAGAAAAUGGUAUUAAACACUUGCCACAAAGACCGCAACUUCCUUCAACUGAGAAUAUUGUAGUUCUAUCUCUCUCCUUGUUAAUUAUACCCUUUAUUCCAGCCACAAACCUGUUUUUUUAUGUUGGCUUUGUAAUAGCAGAGCGUGUGUUAUAUAUACCUAGUAUGGGCUUCUGCCUGCUGAUUACAGUGGGCACCAGGGCCCUUUAUAUAAAAACCCAAAAGCGCUUUCUGAAGAACUUGAUUUUUUUUGCCACUGCUGCAUUACUUUUUUUGUAUGGACUCAAGACUUUUGUCAGGAAUGGAGACUGGCAGAAUGAAGAGAUGCUGUAUAAAUCAGGGAUAAAAGUAAAUCCAGCUAAAGCAUGGGGUAACCUUGGAAAUGUUCUAAAGAGCCAGAGCAAGAUUUCUGAAGCUGAAAAUGCCUAUAGAAAUGCCUUGUACUACCGCAGCAACAUGGCUGAUAUGCUUUAUAAUUUGGGGUUGCUGCUGCAGGAAAGCAGCAGAUUCUCAGAAGCUCUACAUUACUAUAAAUUGGCCAUUGGAAGCAGACCUACUUUAGCUUCUGCCUAUUUAAAUACUGGUAUCAUCUUGAUGAACCAAGGAAAGGCAGAAGAUGCCAGGAGGACAUUUUUAAAGUGUUCAGAAAUCCCUGAUGAAAAUUUAAAAGAUCCCCAUGCUCACAAGAGCUCUGUCACCAGCUGCCUUUACAAUCUGGGAAAACUCUACCAUGAACAGGGACAGUAUGAGGAUGCCCUCACAGUUUACAAAGAAGCAAUACAGAAGAUGCCAAGGCAGUUUGCACCACAGAGCUUGUACAACAUGAUGGGAGAAGCUUACAUGAGACUCAGCAGAUUACCUGAAGCAGAGCACUGGUAUGUGGAAUCCCUGCACUCCAAAACAGACCAUAUUCCAGCUCAUCUUACAUAUGGGAAACUUCUAGCUUUAACGGGUCGUAAGAAUGAGGCUGAGAAGUAUUUCGUGAAGGCAAUUCAACUGGAUCCAACCAAGGGAAAUUGUUACAUGCAUUAUGGUCAGUUUCUGCUGGAAGAAUCACGCUUGAUAGAAGCAGCAGAGAUGGCAAAGAAAGCAGCUGAGCUGGAUAACACAGAGUUUGAUGUGGUUUUCAAUGCAGCCCAUAUGCUCAGACAAGCUAGCCUCAAUGAAGCAGCUGAGAAGUACUAUAAAAUGGCAGCUGAACUGAGACCUAACUAUCCAGCUGCACUAAUGAAUCUGGGAGCAAUUCUGCAUCUUAAUGGCAAACUCCUAGAGGCUGAAGCAAACUAUCUCCAUGCCCUUCAGCUUAAACCAGAUGAUGUCAUCACACAGUCAAAUCUACGCAAACUAUGGAAUAUUAUGGAAAAACAAGGCUUAAGGACAUCCAAGACAUGACAUAGGAGGAAAAGUCUUUAGACUCUUUCUGUUUUUGUAAAGGGGAGUGAAAAAGUCAAAUUCAGAAGACCUUCCAGGAUGCUCUUUGGUUUGAUACUCACAUUGGACUGGACUGCAGUUGUUCAAGGAUGUAAUUGCUGCUAGAAGAACCUACAGGGCUUCUUUUUGGUGUGACAUUUUGACAAUAAGAGGGAGUUGGAAACCCUCUUAGGAGCUUCAUGAAAGACUUAACAGUUACCAUCACAAGUAUAAAAGUGAAAUAGAUUUAAAACUGGAACACUUGAAAGGAGCCCUUUCAGCUUGUUCACCAAGUCAUCCCAAUCAUUCUCAUGUUGCUCAUUUCUAAGUGGUUUCUGGUAGAGGAUCAUGCUGCCUUAUAGUAUCCAUCUGGUCAGCAUGGGAAUACAGAAAAGGAUGAAGACUGAUUUAGGUCAUUUACUGGGGCUGUCCUUCACUGAAGU